This is a messenger RNA of Helicoverpa armigera (cotton bollworm), 1366 nucleotides long. RefSeq names its product ethanolaminephosphotransferase 1. The record is from RefSeq and is a predicted model, not a curated record. Gene Ontology annotation, biological process: phosphatidylethanolamine biosynthetic process. The coding region runs from base 174 to 1349 and encodes 391 amino acids. Gene Ontology annotation, molecular function: ethanolaminephosphotransferase activity. NCBI's taxonomy places the organism in Eukaryota, Metazoa, Arthropoda, Insecta, Lepidoptera, Noctuidae. The transcript has 10 exons. Gene Ontology annotation, cellular component: Golgi apparatus; endoplasmic reticulum membrane.
UAUAUGUAUAUAGAUAUAGUAACUAUUAUUUAUCAGUGACUGUAGCAGUUAUCAGCUACCAUGGUUUCUGUGCAGUUUUAAUUCAGAACCGAAUAAACAAUUAUGUGUAAACUGGACUGAAAAUUGUGUACUGUUCUUGAACUUGGAAUUUACAGAAAUAAUUAGUGGUCAAAAUGUUCGAGUAUAAAUAUUUGACGAAGGAACAUCUGAAGGGGUUCAAUAAAUAUAAGUACAGUGCCAUAGACACCAGUCCCCUCAGUAAAUAUGUGAUGCAUCCAACAUGGAACACCAUAGUCAAAGUGAUACCAAAAUCCAUAGCACCUAAUUUAAUAACCUUUGCCGGGUUCCUAUGCAUGGUUGUAGCAGUAUUAACGCUAACUGCGUAUGAUUAUGACUUCUACGCGGCUGGUGGGCGACCAGGACUCUUGGAGUACCCGUGCGAGAUCCCCAAGUGGGUGUUCACCUUUUGUGGGGUCCUGAUCUUCAUGGCUUAUCAUUUAGACGGUAUUGAUGGAAAGCAAGCGCGUCGGAUCGGCGUGUCUGGACCUCUGGGCGAGCUGUUCGACCACGGUCUCGAUUCCUUCAUCGUGUUUCUGAUACCCUAUUCCUUAAUAUCUGUAUAUGGAAGGGAUCCGGUGUUCUCCGUUAGUUGUUUCAGAGGUUUCCUGAUCGUUCUAAGCGUAGUAAUGAAUUUCUACGUGAGUCACUGCGAGAAGUACAACACGGGAACUCUGUAUUUACCAUGGAGCUAUGAUCUGAGCAUGUGGGUGAGUUCAUCCCUGUUCCUAAUAGAAGGGCUAUACGGCCCCGGCUUCUACAAGUACUACAUGUUCCGAGAUGUCACGUUCGUCCAGGCUCUAGAGGUGUUGAUUCAUGUCAUGGGGAUGAUCACAACGUAUCCGGUCGCUGUUUAUAAUGUUUAUUUGUCAUACAAAAACCGCACAGGCCACAGAUACACGAUACUAGAAGCGGCUCGGCCCAUCUGGUCCAUGCUGGUCAUGACGCUACUCGUCACACUGUGGGCUCUGAAGUCUGAUAACAACGUGAUAGAGCAGUACCCGAGGUCUUUUAUACUCAUGUAUGGAGCGCUGUUUAGUAAUAUUGCGUGUCGUCUGAUCAUCUCAGAGAUGACCCACAGACGUUGCGAGCUCCUCUCCUGGAUGACGUGGCCACUUCUAGCAGGGGUUGUUACAUCAUUGUAUCUGCCUCAAUUGGAAGCCGUGGUGGUUCAUUCGCUGUUGAUCCUGUUUCUAUUUUCGCAUGUACAUUAUGGUGUUUGUGUGGUAAAGCAAAUCUGCAAUCAUUUAAAAAUAAGCUGUUUCACCGUCCCAAAGGAGAAGAGAAAAUAGUCAAUAAGAUAACUUAA